UUGAAAGCUCUACCGGAAGCAUGAUUUCUCAGAAUGAAUUGACAGCACUGGUAACAAUUGUUUCAGGGAAUUCAUUAAACUAGCUUAGAAUCGGAACGUCCUGGCAGAGACCAAUGAGGGCUGGUGGCCUGUAGAGGCUUUGGAAUAGAACAGUAUUUGACAGAGUUGUCAUAAGCGCGAGCUAACCGCGUAUUCGUGUGCGUCGCACAGCAGGUUCCAUUCAUUUGUGCUAAUGCUAACUCCGUAGUAGCGCUUCUACUUGCUGCUACGUGACUUAAACCGUCUCGUUCCACAGUUAAGCGACGGUGUCUCUUUGCAGCUACAUUGAAUUGGGCGAUACUAUCAUAUCGCGUUCCAACCGCGGAGCCGCUCCACCGUCAGCUAACGAUAUCUGCCAACUCAUUAAAGCUAGGCUAGCAAGGUAGCAUCAAUUGCUACCAGGCGCAAUGGAUUAUGAACACAAGGCCAAAGCAGUGGGGGACUGCAUGCUGAGCUACAAGAGGGAUGACUCCGGCUGGAAAGUCUGCAAGAAAUCUAAUGACGUGGCUGUGUCUUGGCGUCCCUCGUCGGAGUUCCCAGGGAAUGUUUAUAAGGGGGAGGGGAUUGUCAUUGGCAGCCCAGACAAAGUGUGGGAGUGUCUGAAACCAGUACCCAAUGGGCUCCGAGUCAAGUGGGACAAUAACGUCAAAAGGUUUGAGCUUUUGGAGCAAAUCACAGAGGACAUCUCUGUGUGCCGAACGGUCACGCCCUCCGCGGCCAUGGGCAUCAUCGCGCCACGCGACUUUGUAGACGUUUUUCUAGUCAAGCAGUACGAAGAUGGCUCCAUCUCAUCAAAUGCCACCAACGUGACCCACCCAGGCUGCCCGCCCCAGUCCGGCUACGUGCGGGGCUUCAACCAUGCAUGUGGGUGCAUCUGCGUGCCCGUCUCCGGGGAGCCCAAUAAGACCCAGGUGUUCAGCUUCUUCCAGACCGACCUGGGGGGACUCCUCCCUCGCUCCGUGGUGGACUCCUUCUUCCCCUCCAGCAUGGCGGAGUUCUACAGCAACCUGGCCAAGGCUGUCCGAUCCCUCAAGGACCUCUGACCCGUUGAGCAGUCAGGACCCGUCGCUACCUUCAACCCGAGCCCUUUGUCGUAUGUUAAAGGCAGCGAGCUCGUCGGCGGCUGACCUGAAGUACAUUCCUACCUGUGUGGCUGCAGGCGGAACCCUUCUAUGUGAAAGUAGUCUACGCACGAGAAGACCAGUCAGUCUCUUGACAUCACCGUCAUCGGGAUGAAUUCAUCUAAAGAAUGAAAUAAUAAUAAUCUAUAUUUGUACAUGUGCACUUUUUAGCACGCUGAUGCGACUAGAUUUCCUUUUUUAUGCUGGUGUUCUUGUGUGUGCAUGUUGCAUGGAGCUACUUACCGUGUGCUGGUACCAGGUUGUUGCUGUGGAGAACUCCCUCCUUCCUCAUGUCCAAUUGUUUGUGUUGUACUUGCCAACUCCCCUGUAAACUGAUUAUGUGCCUCCUCCUGCCUCCACAGCACAGGGGACGUCCUACGCUGCCCACCGACCACACAGCCUUUCCUCCCUGUUGGGGGGGAUUAGUUCCCCUAUUUUCUUCUUUCUGCAGCUUCUCAAAACCUAAAAACCCGUCUCUGAUGAACUGGGCUCAAAGUGGUCACCACCUGACACGAGGCCUUUCACAAUAAAAGGCCCAUACGUUUGAACAUAGGAUUUACAAUACAAUUUAAGCGUAUAUGGUCUAGACAGUAGUUGAUACUGUAGCAGUACUGUCACUGAGAUGAAACUAUUCCCAGGCAUAACUAGGUGCAUGUGAAGCAAAUGUUACUCGUUAGUAUGUCUCCUUCAUGUCAAACAGGAGGACCCAGGUGUCCAUAGUGCUGUUAGUUAGUUAGUUAGUUAGUACUCUUGUCCAGUAGGAGUUGAGGUGUACGUUUACGUACCUUGAUCUUGUUGCUGUUCUGCUGCUGGUACUGGAGGCACUUGGGCCCCGUGAGGAAGAACUUCUUGCCUCCCUCAUGAUGUGUAAUGUUAGUUUAACUAUUGGUGACCGAUAGUUUUAGUGGUGGAAAGUAGAAUUAUACUGACCCCUAUUUCAGAGCACGAGAUCGUCCAACAGCAGGACCAGCAAAUCUUUACCAGUCCGCUUCAUCUGAGGGGCCUCCUCCUUCUACAAAUGAUCAUUGUCAUCAUUGGGGGGAAGAACAAAUGUGGACCUUGAAGUAGGAUUGUAUAUAGUGACAGUACUUCCACUAGUACACAUGUAAUACCUCCACACACCCCCCAUUAGCUUUAUUUAACCAUGUAGUCUUGUGAUUUAACGUGAGGAACGGCUCAAAUCUUCUACUGUGUAUUUAAUGACUAAACCAUAUGAACGCCUUUAUAAUAAUAAUACAUAUUCAAUACAAAAUAUACAGAUAAAAUAGACCACACCUGUACUGUUGUUAAUUAUUUCAACCCUCAUACGCUGACACUCGGGGAAAUGGCCGCUCUGUGGUGUUUUUUUCCUUCUGGAUGUCACCGUGGAUACGGAGGCGCCGCGCUUUGCACUUUCCACUCGCACUGUUCACACUGCAGAUAUCAGGACACCACGUCAGUACUCGAUGAGGAUGGAGCCGUUGUGUCUGAAACGUCACCAACAAGUCGUGGCGUUUCUCACCAGUUCAUUCGACUUUUACUUCUUAACGACACCCAAUGUUCUGUCAUUUUAAAAUAAAUUCUGCUUUACGCUCGCAAGUGCAACCAGCACCACACGCUUCAGGUUGUGACCUCUGAACCCGACCAACAAGCAUCAGCUGCAUCUCGAUUAACAGAGCGGUGAAAGAGCUCAACUCUCCAUUUGUCACAGUGAUGAGACCGAAGACGGAACGUCCACGUCUGCGGCGCCGCGCCAGAUGUUUGCAGAAUGAGUCCCUUCACUCGUGUUCUGGCUCCCGUGUUACAGGACUCACAUGGUUCCACUUUCUCCUCUUACUGCUGCCAGUCAAACACAUCCACGGCUUAUCUUGUACUGUUCUGCACCCUGUAACUUUUGUAUAUCACCAGCAUUAAAAUCCUUACGGUGUA
Gasterosteus aculeatus aculeatus (three-spined stickleback) is the source of this 3068-nucleotide messenger RNA. It is a transcript of the gene stard5, whose product is annotated as StAR related lipid transfer domain containing 5. Lineage: Eukaryota; Metazoa; Chordata; Actinopteri; Perciformes; Gasterosteidae. Gene Ontology annotation, molecular function: cholesterol transfer activity; cholesterol binding. The record is from RefSeq and is a predicted model, not a curated record. Gene Ontology annotation, biological process: cholesterol import.